AUGUCGGACUGGGAGGAGGCCGGUGGGAAGACCCAGGACGCGCUGGAGAGACCACGUCCCUCGGUGGAGAAUUUAUUACAAAUGGCGUUCUUCGGCCUGGCGGCGGUGAGCGACCUCCAUCAAGAGGAGACCAAGAGCAGUCUGCACAGAUGGAAAGACCUCCUCUUCUCUGUCUUUGCUUUUCCUGUCGGCAUGUUUGUAGUUCUGCUUUUCUGGACAAUCUUCGCCUUCGACAGAGAAUUAGUGUACCCGGCCACCAUCGACACCUUUUUCCCUCCUUGGAUGAACCACGCUAUGCACACAUUUGUCGUUCCUGUUUUACUUGGAGAAGUGCUGCUGCAGCCGCACACCUACCCAAAGACGAAACCUGCCCUCACAGCGUUGGGAGUCGUGGGUUUGGCUUAUUUGUCUUGGAUAAUCUGGGUGUAUUUGUCAGUAGGAAUCUGGGUGUACCCCCUCCUGGGGUAUUUCAGCGCCGCUGGUCUGAUGGGCUUCUUCUUGUUCAACAUGUCGGUGGUGACCUUACUCUACCUGCUCGGGGAGGAGCUCGACAGUCGUGUCUGGAGUAAGGCAAAGUCACCGCGCGUUUUUCUCAUUUUCAUUCUGUGCAUUUCUAUUGUUUACAUUUCUGUGGUUUUUGUCUCUAUUCCAGGAAAGAACAAAGCAAAGGACUGA
This is a messenger RNA of Nematolebias whitei (Rio pearlfish), 675 nucleotides long. Its product is annotated as androgen-dependent TFPI-regulating protein. The record is from RefSeq and is a predicted model, not a curated record. Gene Ontology annotation, cellular component: endomembrane system; membrane. The transcript is spliced from 6 exons. Lineage: Eukaryota; Metazoa; Chordata; Actinopteri; Cyprinodontiformes; Rivulidae. The coding region runs from base 1 to 675 and encodes 224 amino acids.